AUGCAGCUCAGUCCACUGCAAUCGCGACUGGCGGCCUCGCUGAUUGCCUCGUUGCUGCUACUCUUCAUCUACUACCUGCUAUCGACUCCCACAUUUGCCCUCGCCGCAGAUUUGAGCGAAGCGUUUACGCCUGUGUUGGAUCCUAUCGAACCCGACGAUGUUCUCGACCGACGAAGCGAAUUGAGUCCUGCCUACGAACCUGAGUUUGCCGCCUUCGACCGCAGUAUCAUUGGAAGGGCGCCUGCCGGAGUGACGGCGCUCGUGAACAACGUGAAGGUCAAUCGCAAUGUCCAGGGCAACCAGACACAGAGCUUCGUUUUUGAGGCCAUCUCUGUCUUCGCAAACUUCUUCGACUCUUCGCCCGAUGACGCGUUCGUUGUGGAGCCGCGGGAGAAUGGCAAUGCAUCAGGUGGGCGAGAAGAGGCGCACUCGGAGGUCGAAGAGGCUGGACUGCGGCCUAGGCAAAAGGCUCAAAGCAGGACUGUCUAUAUCUCUGCGACGACAUGUAUCCGACCGGAUCGCGCAGCGAACAACACCAAGCUGGACGCCCCGCAGAUCACGAUGUAUCUUUCGACAUCGAAGGAUAACCAAACGCCCGGACCAGGGCAAAAUGCCUCAACGCAAAACGCAACAAUCUUUGAAGAAGGCGCGGCAUUCAUGAAGGUCAAUGCGACGGGCGACAUUUUUAUUGGCAUAUCCGCCCCUGGGGUGGAUGCCGCGAACUUCACGGGAGACUGGAACUUUGAUGUAGCAGCAUCCACGGACGGUUUCUUCCACGACUAUAAUGAUUCACCCUCUGAGCUUCUCUGGGUCGACAGCGAUUCCAGCGCCGCUCUGUUGACCACAGCGAAUCUCACGGAUUCACACGAUGAAGCCACAAUCCAGAAGAUUCUGCAAGAGGGUCCGCCAUUUGUAAUGUUCGUUGAGAACAGAGACCACCCCACCACAAAAGGUGUUCGACGUUCGAUGUGCGGUCUGGAGAAGUACGCCGCUAUCGCGGCAACGAAGGGUGGCCAAUUCGGCAAUAAGGCCAGUACUGUAAUGACUACUAGAGGUGCUGGUAACCUGCCGAAGCAGCAAUUCUUCUUCAACGAUCUCAACGCGAGUGCUUUCUAUGACGGCAUCUUGGUUCAUAUUGGCAACACGACAACGAAAAAGCGGCAGGAAGGCGGUACUACAGGUAGCGGUGGCCGAGUCUUUCAAGCAACACCCUUCGAGACCAAAGACGGCGAAAAUUGCAAAAUUAUUACCGAUUUACAGUUUUGCAACGAAACGGAAUACGCAGUUCCCGCAAACUCCAACAAAAUGAACAUAACCCAGCUUGCGCAAUUUUAUGACAACUACGCCAAGGACAUGUACGACAACUUCAAGAAGCAGCUGGCGCAGGUUGCUUGCGAAGCACCCGAUGUACAGCGCUACUCACUGGCUCGAAACUGCACAGAUUGUGAGAUUGCCUACAAGAAGUGGCUUUGCACUGUAACGAUCCCUCGUUGCGAGGACUUUACUGCUGCUGAGGCCAACUUCUCGUUGGUUCGGAACGUCAACCAAACUUUCCCCAAUGGCACCCUACUCCCAAUCGAUCAGCAGACGAAAUACAACAAGCGGGUUUUCCAGCACUCCAGGAACCCCCUCAUCGAUGAAAUGGUCGAGCCAGGGCCUUAUCGAGAGAUCCUGCCUUGCGACUACCUCUGCUACGACUUAGUCCAGAGUUGCCCUGCAUCGCUCGGCUUCAACUGCCCGACGCCUGACGAUGACAUUUUCAACUCGAGCUAUGCGAUUCAGGGAGAUGGCCUUACCUGCAACUACCCGGGUGCGGUACACAAUCCUUCUGGUUCGGCGAUGCUAGCGGUGUCUUGGGGCUUGCUCUCAUUCCUCGUGUUUGGGACCCUCAGCAUUGUUUUGCUCUGA
This is a messenger RNA of Colletotrichum karsti, 1908 nucleotides long. Its product is annotated as calcium influx-promoting protein ehs1. The transcript is spliced from 2 exons. The record is from RefSeq and is a predicted model, not a curated record. Gene Ontology annotation, molecular function: calcium channel activity. Bases 1 to 1908 code for a protein of 635 amino acids. NCBI's taxonomy places the organism in Eukaryota, Fungi, Ascomycota, Sordariomycetes, Glomerellales, Glomerellaceae. Gene Ontology annotation, biological process: calcium ion import across plasma membrane.